UCCAUUCUGAAGGCAUUGUACAUCACAAUAUUGGUUGCACAAACCCAGGUAGCAACAGUCAUGUUGGUUAAAGAAAAUAGAGAAAUUGUUGAGUUUUACCUUCCCUAUAUCAUAUUUACAGUGAUGUUCUCAUGACCAGAGAUGUCUCAAAGCUGUAAGUUAAGCAUUUUCCGGGAAGGAGCAUUUUUGCACAGUUCUUUGUUUCGACAUAAGGGUUGGUGUUAUUGCACAGGAAGUCUUUGGUCACGGUUGCAGAAAUAGGAAAAAGUUUCAGCAGAAGAAUUAAACAUGACAUGCUAUAGUUCUAGCCAGCACUUGACAUCAUACAGCUUAUUGGGAGGAGGUAAAGGAUUUCCUGAACAUUUCAUAUGAAGUUUAGUCGCAAGUGGACUCUAGAGGAGGGACUUGAAGAACCAUGUCUGGCAAGAAGCCAAGAAAAGUGAGAAUGGGGUCAUCACGACAACGCCGUCGGAAUCAAGAUGAAGAUGAGACUAAUAAAGAUGAUGAUGGGUCCGAAAUGUCGUCAAAGGAAAGGAAAGUAGUUGAAGUUGGUGUUGAUUCAGUUUCAGUGAUACUCCAAACGGACCUUGUCUCAUCAGAUAACUUAUCAUCAAUAACAGAACAAUACACGGAAGGAAAUAAUCCGCCAUUAAAUGACCUCACAGAGUCACAGCUGGCGCAACCUGGAAACCCAUAUCUGCUCAAAUCACCUGACACUGCAGGGAAGAGAAGGAAAAUGGGGUCUACUCGUAGGAAUAAAGGUAAACAAGAAGAGACAGACUUUGGGGAGAAAGAAGACGCCAAAACUGGAGACACAGAAAAAUCCCUAGAACUUCAGGCAUCCAUUGCAGUUGUGGAAUCUGGGUCUCACAGCAACACAGAAGAGCUCCUGGGUACAAAAGAAAGUGAAAUGGACACUGAGUGCAGAAGUCAAAGUGAGAUUAUUUUGAUUGCUUCUAGCACACUCGACCAACCGGAUGACCGAUGUAAAGAGGAAGUUGGUGAGGAUACUGAAACUAGUAGGGAAGCUGUGGUUAGUUACAGCAGUGAAUUGCUUCAAGAUACUCUUGGAAUCGAUUCACUCUCGCAUUUGCCCCUAGACCUUUCAUUGCAAGUUGUUCAAGGAUUCGCUGCUGAACCCAUAACAGAGGAGUUGAAGAAAGAGGAAGAGAGGAGGCAGGAAAGUGAGCAUGCCGAGGCGGAGUCCUCCACAUUUCACAGCUCUAGGCAUACAUUAGCUCAAUCCCUUGAGUCAGACACUUUAACCAACACAGAAGAUUUUGAGUCAUUCAAUGACACAAUAAUCCUCCAAAGUGGAGAAGGUGAAGAGAAACUUGAACCUGCUGUAAAUGAGUCAGAAUUGCAAGAUGAUAUUAAAUCUACUGGUCCAGGCAAUCAGGAAACAUUGCACCAAAGAGAUGAAGUUGAGGACUUUAUUGAUCUGAUAGUUGAGGAAAAUAUAGUACUGGCAUACAGACCUCAUUUUAGACAACCAGACCAUGUAGAAAGCUAUCAACCUGAGCAAAGAGAGGAUAUUACCUGCUUUUAUCAAUCAACCCCCUCAGGCAGCUCUUUGGGUCAUGACAAAAGUGCUCAAUCAGAAUCCAGGAGAAGAAAGAUGGGUUCAAUUCGCAGGAAUCCUAGAGGUAGACGUGAGGAGGAAGAACAUGGAGAGAGUAAGAUGCAUAGAUAUCGUUAUCUUUCUGAUGAGGAAGAAGAGGUCUCAAUGGGAAAAGAGGAAAUGUUUGGCAUCGAAGAAACUGAGUUGGAAAUGUCUAUGGAGCCUAAAGGUAGCGCCAGUAGAGAUGAGAAAGAAGGAGAGCAGAUGGAAAAGGAGAAUUUCCAAAUGGAGGAAGACAUAGAAAACAUAGAAGAGACAGGAAAGAGGUUAGAUUGGGACAUGGGAACAGUGGAAGGAUCUGGUGUUGAAACAUUGGAAGAGUCACUGAUGUUAUUGGAACCGGAACAUAGAGCCGAUGAGGAGAAGAAAGGAAUGGAUGAAGAAAGUCUGAUUGAACCCACCCCUUUUGACCAAGACAUCGAUUCAUUUGGUAUUGCAGAUCAAUUACAUAACCAAGAGAAAUGCAACAGAGUCAGUGCAGAAACUUUCAAUACAGAAACUGAGAUCAACAAUGAAGCAAGCAUGGACCACAUAGUUGACCCAAUAGAGGUCUUCAGUGUUGGACUGGACCAAUCAGAAGACACUUUACUCAUUGAGGAAGAAGUUAGUGAUUAUACACUGCUUGUGAAUGAUUCUGAAGUGAACGAGAACAGCCAAAUAACAUGUGAUCGUGCUCUUAAAAUAGAGUCAGAUGACACUUUGAGCACUGAUCCCAAAAUCUCUCCUAGUCAUCUCAUCCAAACUCCAUGUAUGGAAAUCACUAACCCCUUUCUCACCCCACUAUUACUGCAGAGUAUUCAGGGGAAUGAGGAGGGUACAAACACUGACUCCAAUACCACAGGCGGACUGGACACAUCAGAGGUCAUUUUACUCAGCGAGGAGGAAGUUAGUGAUCGUGUGCUGCUUGUAAAUGAAGUGAGUGUCAGUAGCCAAAUGACGUAUGAUGAUAGAACUCUCACAACAGAGACCUGCCAAACAGAUGAGGCUUUGAGCGCUGAUCCCAAUAUCUCUGGUAGUCAAUGCAACCAAACUCCAUACUCGGAUGAAAGCCAUAACUCCUUUCUCAAUCCACUCUUACUGCAGAGUGUUCAAGACCAAGGUGUUAAUGCAGCAAACACAGACUCCAAUCAGAGUCCUUCUCCAAACAGGAGGAGAAAGAUGGGGUCGACUCGUAGGCAUCCUCGAGGUGCACAAAGAGAAGAGGAGGGCACAGAGGAGAAACAAGAAGGUGAAAUAGAAAGCACAGAGGCGAUAGAAGACAAGGGAGAAAACAUGGAAGUAGUGGAAGGUUCUUGCAUAGAGUUUGAAAUGUUGAUGGAAUCUAAGGAUGGAGCUGGUAAUGAGAAGAAUGAAGGAGAAGAGAAAAAUGAGGAGAGUGUCCUGACUGACCUCAGCUGUACAUUCAGUACUUCAAAUCAAGAGGGAAGAAACAUAGAGGCUGACAAUAUAGAAAGUGAGAGCCAAUCAAUUAUAAAGGAAUCAAUGGCAACAAAACUCAUGCUUCUACGUGAAGCAGAGUUGACUGAGAUUAGUCAAACUCUUCACAACCCUUACCCUGAUGUUCCUACUGUAGAGUCAUAUGACUCCUACCUGACCGAUGACACACUGAACUCAAAUCCUGCCAUCACUGGUUUGCAACACAAAGAAACAGCAUUGGAGGAAACACUCGAUGAAUCAAGAGAAAACACUGACUCCCCUCCAGAUCCACCCUCACUGCAGAGUUCUCUUGGUCCAGAGGAAACAGCAGAGGUAGAAUCCUACACCCCAAGGAGGAAAAGGAAGAUCGGUUCCACUCGCAGCAAGACUCAUCAAGGUAGAAAAGGAGAGGAGAGAAGAGAGGAGGGACAGGAGGAGGAGAAAGGAGAAGACACAGAGGUUAUAGGAGAGGUGGGAGAUGUCAUGAUAGCAGUAGAAAUGGAGUCCAGCAUAGAAAAGACUGAGCUUGUACAGCUUGAGGAACUUCUAGAAAAAGUGACAGAGGAGCAGGUGUUGGGAGACCCAGAGACCGUAGUAGUGGAGGGAGAGGUCAACGUUGUAGUAGAAGGAGAAUCUGGCAUAGAAAAGUCUGAGCUUGUAGAACAUACAGAAAAAAUCAGAGAGGCGGAGGAGAUAGAAGUAGAAGUGAAAAUAGUUGCAGAGAGCGAGAGCAGCCAAACUCCCUCUUACACAGCAGCUCUUACAGUAGAGGCCCAAGAGUCAGGUGAAAUGGUUUGUACAGAGCCUCAUAUAACAUCACAAUACAUGGAAGACAAUAAUCCCUCAUUAAAUGACCUCACAAAGUCAAAGCUGUCUCAAACUGGAAACCCAUAUCUGCUAAGAUCACCUGACACUGCAGGGACGAGAAGGAAAAUGGGGUCUACUCGUAGAAAUAAAGGUAAACGAGAAGAGACAGACUUUGGGGAGAAAGAAGACGCCAAAACUGGAGACACAGAAAAAUCCCUAGAACUUCAGGCAUCCAUUGCAGUUGUGGAAUCUGGGUCUCACAGCAACACAGAAGAGCUCCUGGGUCCAAAAGAAAGUGAAAUGGACACUGAGUGCAGAAGUCAAAGUGAGAUUAUUUUGAUUGCUUCUAGCACACUCGACCAACCGGAUGACCGAUGUAAAGAGGAAGUUGGUGAGGAUACUGAAACUAGUAGUGAAGCUGUAGUUAGUUACAGCAGUGAAUUGCUUCAAGAUACUCUUGGAAUAGAAUCACUCUCGCAUCUGCCCCUAGACCUUUCAUUGCAAGUUGUUCAAGGAUUUGCUGAUGAACCCAUAACAGAGGAGUUGGAGAAAGAGGAAGAGAGGAGGCAGGAAAGUGAGCAUGCCGAGGCGGAGUCCUCCACGUUUCACAGCUCUAGGCAUACAUUAGAUCAAUCCCUUGAGUCAGAUGCUUUAAACAACACAGAAGAUUUUGAGUCAUUCAAUAACACAAUAAUCCUCCAAAGUGGAGAAGGUGAAGAGAAACUUGAACCUGCUGUAAAUGAGUCAGAGUUGCAAGAUGAUAUUAACUCUACUGGUCCAGGCAAUCAGGAAACAUUGCACCAAAGAGAUGAAGCUGAGGACUUUAUUGAUCUGAUAGUUGAGGAAAAUGUAGUACUGGCAUAUAGACCUCAUUUUAGACAACCAGACCAUGUAGAAAGCUAUCAACCUGAGCAAAGAGAGGAUAUUACCAGCUUUUUACAAUCAAACCCCCUCAGGCAGCUCUUUGGGUCAUGACAAAAGUGCUCAAUCAGAAUCCAGGAGAAGAAAGAUGGGUUCAACUCGCAGGAAUCCUAGAGGUAGACAUGAGGAGGAAGAACAUGGAGAGAGUAAGAUGCAUAGAUAUCGUUAUCUUUAUGAUGAGGGAGAAGAGGUCACAGUGGGAAAAGAGGAAAUGUUUGGCAUCGAAGAAACUGAGUUGGUAAUGUCUAUGGAGCCUAAAGGUAGCACCAGUGGAGA
This is a messenger RNA of Coregonus clupeaformis (lake whitefish), 5041 nucleotides long. RefSeq lists its product as uncharacterized. The transcript has 2 exons. The record is from RefSeq and is a predicted model, not a curated record. The coding region runs from base 416 to 4819 and encodes 1467 amino acids. Lineage: Eukaryota; Metazoa; Chordata; Actinopteri; Salmoniformes; Salmonidae.